AUGAAGCUACAAGGCCCGCGGGCUUUCGCCACAGGCGCAGCAUUUGCGGUGUUCAGAUGGUAUCGAUUGCAAGGGGCAGGCUUGUGUGUAGAGCUUCGUCGCCCGUGCUUUGUGGCACUCAAGAGUUGGAUGACCGUGCCUUGGUCUACAGGCCUCAAGUCGAAAUCUCUUUUAGAUCGUUCAGUAGAUCUGCUGGUGCGAAUCCCUGGCCUCCUAAAAGGUUACGACGACUCGCUCUGCGGUAAACUCUCGCCCGAAGGCCUGGAUCAGAUCGUGUACAAUCUCGUCGAUGAUAUGCACGAGUGGCUUCGGAAGCACUUGAGCACGUCGCCGCUAUACGCCACUUGUUUUGAGUCUGACCAGCCUGUUGAUAUACAAGCUGUUGCGUGCGCUAUCUCGACGGGAAAAUGCUCAGAUGCCGAAUUCGCUCAAGCCGUGGCGUUGUACUUGUCUACCUGGCUUCUAAUAACUCGACUGGGCGACAGAUAUACUCAUAUGCUACCACAGCCAGUGGCAAUCUUGGCAGAGCAUACACUAGCUAUCUGUAAAGCGUAUUUGUGCCGACAGGAGGAAACAGGACUGGUGCCAUGGAUCUUUGCUACACGCAUUGCACUGCUCAUGCCUACGACGGCUAUGGUCUCGAACAAAGUCGAGCUUUGCAGAGAGAUUGACCGGCGAUACUCUUGCGAACUGAUGGCAACUUCAAUCAAUUUCACGACGACGGAGAUAGAGUCCUACCUGAGUCAUACAGAGACUGCUGCGCAUGAUGUCAACAUUGACCGGAUCUCUAACAGCGAUCUUGAGCUACAAGUGAGGAGAGAAGCAAAGCUUGGAGACUAA
Messenger RNA from Zasmidium cellare ATCC 36951, 840 nucleotides. RefSeq lists its product as uncharacterized. The transcript is spliced from 2 exons. The record is from RefSeq and is a predicted model, not a curated record. NCBI's taxonomy places the organism in Eukaryota, Fungi, Ascomycota, Dothideomycetes, Mycosphaerellales, Mycosphaerellaceae. The coding region runs from base 1 to 840 and encodes 279 amino acids.